GAAGCGAGAUCCUUCACAAGAGACUUCGUCAUGGGUGCAGCGUUGUGCUCGUGCGGCGGCCCGGAAGACCAGGGGCUCAAUGGCUUAGGCUACGACCGACUAGGAAGUCUGAAAACCGGUCGCGUAGCCGCCGUCGUGGGAAAAUACGGCGCCUUCCCGCCAAAAUAUCAUCAUCUCCAGCAUCCAGAGCACAGUUCGCUGCUACUGAGUCGCGGUGAGACGUACGCGUUGUCAGACGAUGCACGUGAAGAAGGAGGCGACGACACAUACGCCGGUAACGCUCGGGCCUUAGCCGACGCCUUCCGGGCCAAACUACAGGAGCCACCGCUCAGUCCUCGUAGUAAAUUUAAUCUGCUGAGUUCUCGCCUGGCACUAGGCAGCUUGGCCACCACAGAGAGCAGCAGAGACUCGGGUAGCGACGAGGACGCAGCCAAGCAAAGGAAACAGCGCGGCUGGAACUCGUACGCAUUCCCAGAUGAAGAGAGCGACGACGACGAGUCCGUCACGGAGGAAGACUGGAAGCAGCGCGCCAACCCACUCAUCACAAUCAUCGUGCCGCCCGGACCGUGCGGACUCGUGCUGCAAGUGGAUCGCGACGACUCUGGCGCUCCCGUAGUGGACGGAUUUGUCCGUAAGUACGACGGUAGGAAGAGUACCAUCGAGAACUCAAGUCUCGUCAAGAAAGGCAGCGUGUUGUGCGCCAUCAACGACAUCGACGUGACGCGCAUGCCGCUCAAGGAAGUCAUCCGUACCCUCAACCUCUCGUCUCACCUUGAACGCGCCUUCACGUUCCGAAACAGCUUGCAGCACCGCAACUCCAUGUGAUCAAGAGAAGAAGAGGAGAAACUCAAGACCGUUCGUUGCAUGUGCUCUUUUUUUA
This is a messenger RNA of Phytophthora infestans T30-4, 880 nucleotides long. RefSeq lists its product as uncharacterized. Lineage: Eukaryota; Oomycota; Peronosporomycetes; Peronosporales; Peronosporaceae. The record is from RefSeq and is a predicted model, not a curated record. Bases 31 to 825 code for a protein of 264 amino acids. The transcript has a single exon.